Messenger RNA from Episyrphus balteatus (marmalade hoverfly), 1947 nucleotides. RefSeq names its product augmin complex subunit dgt3 (gene dgt3). Lineage: Eukaryota; Metazoa; Arthropoda; Insecta; Diptera; Syrphidae. The coding region runs from base 80 to 1813 and encodes 577 amino acids. The transcript is spliced from 10 exons. The record is from RefSeq and is a predicted model, not a curated record.
AUUCCGUACUUUUGUUUACUUUUUUUUUGAAUCCGAAAUUUGGAUGAAUAUUCUUGUUGAUUUGUAAUUUAUCUUGAAAAUGGGUGAUUUAAUAAAGAACUUUGAGAUCUUCAAAAAACUUAAUUUUGAUUCAACAAACCAAUGGAUGUUCUACGAUGAACGAUUUCAAGCAUUCUUUUCACAUUUUGCUGAAAAUAUUACAGAUGAAAAUAUUCUAACCGAACAUGAAGUUCUUGAACACAAUGAAAUGCAACAAAGAAAUGAAAUUCUUCCACCUCUCGAACGAAAAACACAACUCGAUCAUUUGCAAGAAGAAUAUCCCGGAUUGUUGGAGUUGAAAGAUUCUUGCAUUCAAAAAAUUACAAAUGAAAUUGAAGGUCUUGAAGAAACUGAAGCAUUAUAUUCGGAUUUAACUUAUGCUAUGGGAAACACCAAAUCGAAUAUAAUAAUGGAAGUUACCGAACUUGAAGGUAGACUAAACGAUAUGAUGAGCAGUGAAAAGACAUUGCACUCGGAGUUAAUUGAGCUUUGUGAAGAACUCCAGGAAUUACAAAAGGAAACAAGAGCUUUAUGUGAUGAGUCAAAAUCUUGUUAUAGAAAAUUGCAAAGUCCUCCUUUAUUCAUUCAUCAAUUGCCACUGGAUAAAUAUUUCAUAAAAUGUGAUUCAUUUUUGCAAUAUCUUAAUCUGUAUAUAAAAGAAAACUUCAAGAUUCAGGAUUUCGUAGAACUGGAAGAAAAUCAUCAAGAAAUCCAAGAAAUAUCUUCUCAGCUAGAAACCAUUCGCAAGUUAAAUCUGAGUUUUAUGGAGAAAUUUAUUAAAGACAAAGCUAAAUCGAGGGCCACCCAAUCGAUGAUUGAUAAUCUUGACAUCAGUAAAAUGCACAUUGUCAGUAUUUCGGAUAUGAAAAAAGAAACUCGAGAAUUAGAAAUGAUAAACAGUCAUCACUUCAAUUGCACUAACAAAACUAUUUUAAAUGAUUUACAAAUGCAUUUGGAACAACGUUCUCAGCAACAAAUGGAACUUAUUCUUUAUGAAAAUACAAAAGAAAAACUCAACCGAGCCUACAAGAGGCUUGAAAAUGUUAAAAUGCUUACAAAAACUGUAUCCGAUGCACUUACGAAUGCCGAACUCAUAUGGAUAACUACACAAUUAGAUUUGGAGAAAAUUCGAAAUCGAUUUAGUAAUUCAGAUGAAUUGAAUAUGCAAGCUCAACUUUGUUUGCGGCGCAUUGAUGCAAUGAAAAAUUUACAAAAGCUUCCAUCAAAUACAAUGAGUGAAAUCGUUUUCACAAAAAUUGCAGAGAUUCUUUCGAAGCAUUCAACGGUGAAGGUGCGCAAUGAACCUAAAGCUUGCUUGUAUGAAUAUGAGAAGUUUGGAAGGCUUUUGAAAUAUGCUUUGAAUGCAUUGAUAAAUAAGAAACCAUAUACGUCUGUUUUGGAUUUAAUCAAUGAACUCAAUCGAAUUGAGAAUAUCCUGAAGCCUUAUGUGUAUGAUAGUCCUGUUAAAUUACCCAUGUUCGAACAGAUCAACUUACUCAAACCAAUUUUUAAUGCAAAAAUGAAUAAGAAUCAUUUUGAAAUGGAUUUUCGUCAUUUGCGAACUCAAUUCCAGGAGAAUAUUCAUGAAAAAAUGAACAAUGAUGCCUUAUGGCACAAUGGUCAGUUGCUUUGGAUUUGGUUUCUAACUGAACCAAAAAAAUUACUAGAUGCCGUUGCUGAGGUUCGCAAAGCAGCUUCCAAAGUACCAGUAAUGACAGGAGUCAAAUCACUUGGGGGUAUUAAGAGAAAAGGAGGAGAAACAAGUAUACCUUGAAAUGUUUUUGUAAUAUGUAUUUAUUUUUUCCUGUUCAAAUAAAAGUUUAUUUAAUGAAAAAAACUGGAACUUAACAUUUUUGGAAUGAUUUUCUUUGUUCCAACAAUUUUAAAUUUCAAAAGCCUUCCACCGAC